AUGCUGGACACCGCUCUGGCCGCGGUUCGCCAUGCCGUGGCUGCCACGGCGGGGAGCGAGCACAAUCCAGUCCUGCUGUCGGAGGUUGGGCCCCGUUGGGCAUCGUUGCUGGACAAGCAGCUGAAUAACAUGCUGGCCGCGCAGUCCAAGGAGCCCUUAUUCUUCUGGCAUGGUCCCAAACGAUAUGUGUCAGCACAGCUGCAGCGUCUCUUCGGGAGAGGGCCCUGGCACGAGAAGCUCAAGGAGCUCGCGCAGCUGCCAUCCCCGAGCCUUUCGGCUUUGGUGGGAGAGGCUCAGAACACGAGGAAUGCCGGCGAUGCGCAGUCUGCAUUCCUGAAGUCACUUCUUUGUCCGUGGGAGGGACGCCUUCCUUUAGUUGGCCUUGCCGUCGAUGAGAGCUACUGCUCCAAAGGCCUAGCCAGAGGGCUGUGUGGCCAAGCCAUUCUCGCCUUGGCUGUGCUUGUCGGCACCGCGGAUUGCCGGCAACUUGUCGCAGGCGAUGAGAACAGCGGCGUAGCACCCUACGCCGUCCUGCACCUGCGGGUUGACAGGGCCCAUGGACUUCCAGCUGCCGACUUCACAGGCCUGUCAGAUCCCUAUGUGAAAGCGCAGCUCAACGACAGGGACUUGGCAGAUGUUCGAACGAAGACCCAGAAGCAGACUCUGGCGCCAAAGUGGCAGGAAGAGUUCCACAUCCGAGUCUUUCGGCCAGGAAGCGUCUUGUCCAUCUAUGUACAUGACGAAGACUUCGGCGAGGCGGCGAAAGUUGGCUUUGCGGGAUCCUUCAUAGGUCUCAGUGAUGAUUUGCUAGGAUACGUCGACAUUUCGAUCGAACAACUUCCCCUGAACACCAAAGUCUCUGGUUGGUUCAACUUGUGGGACCCUGAGCAUGACCAUCGACUACUCAACUACAAGUCCCGUGCUUCGAAUUUGGAGAAAGGCAUCCGCCCACAAACCGUCGGGCGGAUUCGACUUCAGCUGACGCUGCAUGUUGCUCAACCUCAGCAUGAGCUCUUUGCGCAUUGUUUGGGGCCCCCGGCCUUCGCAGAGCCUCUCGAGCAGUUGAGCUUUGCAAAGGUACUUGGAGAUGUGACGGUCAUCUCUCAUCUGAUUCAAGAUCUUCAUUGCUCUUUUAGUCCUCUCUUGGAGCAUGCAGAGCGCUUCAGCAGUCUCCUGUGGGCUACGGUGCUGGUCUUGGUUUGGAAGCCACAGUUUAUUCUUCCACUCUUAAGCUCGACAGCUUGCGUGCUGGUCUUUGCCUGUAAGCCAGAAGCCCCUGACAGGGAGGACAAGGAGGCAGAGGAGGGAUACAGGGACGAUCCCGACUCCCAAGCGCCAGUACAGCCGACGGAGAAGGAGCCCGACAUCACCAGCGACCCAGCCCUCUUGAAGGUCUUUACAGCUGCAGAAGCGGGUCUUCCGCCCGAACAGUACAGUGAGUUCGCCUCUGCGCAGACGAAUCUGGAUCAGGUGGUGGUGCUGGUUCGUGGGUUUGAAGCUGGGAAAGCCAUGCUGCUGUCUUACAGACUUCCCGUGUGUGGUGGGCUUCUGCUGCUCACCGCGCUGCUAAUUUAUCUUAGAGAAUGGCAGGGCCUGCUGAUUCGCCUGCUGCUGACGGCUGCCGUGGGAUUUGUUUUGCUCGAUCAGUCCUGUGUCGCUCGAAUUGCAAGAGCCUUCUGGGCCUACAGGGCUCGCAA
Symbiodinium natans is the source of this 1697-nucleotide messenger RNA. Lineage: Eukaryota; Dinophyceae; Suessiales; Symbiodiniaceae. The record is from the annotation of a GenBank genome assembly.